Molecule: messenger RNA, 6086 nt
Organism: Micropterus salmoides (largemouth bass)
Lineage: Eukaryota; Metazoa; Chordata; Actinopteri; Centrarchiformes; Centrarchidae
Product: alpha-2B adrenergic receptor-like
Exons: 2
Coding region: 675-2267 (530 amino acids)
Biological process (GO): regulation of vasoconstriction; adenylate cyclase-activating adrenergic receptor signaling pathway; platelet activation
Cellular component (GO): membrane
Molecular function (GO): alpha2-adrenergic receptor activity
Source: RefSeq, a predicted model, not a curated record
GUCUCAUCUGCCCACCGCCGGAGUUUUGACAGCUUUUUGGAGUCCGGCUGAAGCUGCGCGUAAAAAGCGCGUCCUCGUUUAUCCGGUAACAUCCGCAUCAGUUCCUGCACAUCUCUCUCUGCGAGCAGAGUCUGUCUCCCGCGUCCGGACUGAAAGCACUGACCGGGAUACAAAGCUCACCCCUGUACGCGGAUAUAUCAGCUCUUCAUUCUUAGCAUCCACAUUGUUGUGAUCGACUCUUUAAGAAAACUUCAGUGUGGAUCUUUCCAACAUUAUCUACACACAUCCGAUCUGGAUCUGCGAGACUGUGUUUCCUCCUCUGUUCCUCCUUCCUGACGCACCGCUUUUUCAAAGCAUCCAGAGGGGUAUUUGUGCCUCGAUUUGUUGGACACCCAGUGUUGCAUCACCAGAUAGAGAAAUUCUGCAUAUUCGUGCAGUAAAAUAAACUUUUAAAGCUUUUGGCACGGAAUGACGCACUGAAGCAGCCGAAGUAAAGAUCUAUUCCCGAUCUCCCUCACGGUGCCAAGAUCACAUGGCGUCACCUUGACUGACAAUCAUCGGCCCCUCAGUCUCUCUUACUGGGGAAUCCUGUUUCUCAAUGGUCCACCAAAGAAACACCCCUUUGCUGUCACGCACUCCGUAAGAGUUCAAAAAGUUUUCCUCCUGUCACCACCAUGGCAGCUGCUCCUGAUGCACCUUGCCUGUCGGAGCUCGGCGGACUCCUCAACAGGAACAUUAGUCUCAUCUCUGGCACCCGACCCUGCAACCGGAGCACCGCCAGGACCUCACCUUACACCCCGCAAGCCACGGCAGCCUUCGCCAUCGCCAUCACCUUCAUGAUGAUCCUGACCAUCGUUGGGAACAUCCUGGUCAUCAUCGCCGUACUGACGUCCCGAUCCCUCAAGGGGGCUCAGAACCUCUUCCUGGUGUCAUUGGCUGCAGCAGAUAUUUUAGUGGCCACGCUUAUCAUUCCCUUCUCAUUGGCUAAUGAGCUGCAGGGCUACUGGGCGUUUAGCUCCAUUUGGUGUGAAAUCUACCUGGCGCUGGAUGUUCUCUUCUGUACCUCCUCCAUUGUGCAUCUGUGCGCAAUAGCACUGGACCGCUACCUGUCCAUCUCUCGGCCCGUGUCCUAUGGCGCCAAACGUACUCCCAUCCGCAUCAAGGCGGCCAUUAUCGUAGUCUGGCUGAUCUCUGCAGUCAUUUCUUUCCCUCCUCUUCUCACCCUGGAUAAGAGCGAAGGAGGUGAAGAGGUGUGUGAACUAAACAGCGAGCGCUGGUAUAUUCUCUACUCCACCAUUGGCUCAUUCUUCGCCCCCUGUGUGAUAAUGAUUCUGGUGUAUGUGAGGAUUUAUCAGAUUGCUAAGAAGCAUACACGCUGCCCGCCCGGACAGAAGCAUAAAGCAGAACAAGGAGGAAAUGCCAGCAUGGCGACCGGUGAGCCUCCGAGGAAAUUAUCUGAGCAGUUACAACAGAAUGGGGAUCAUGGAAGUACGACUGCCAGCCAAGGAGAAAAAGUCCCGACCAAAAUGUCUGGCACUGAUUCCACCUCGUCAUCACUUCGAAAACCACCUGAGAAUACCACCAGCCAGGACACUCAGCACUACCCUCCUAAUUCGAGUACCACUCCAGUCCAAAAAUCCACCUCCUCCCCCUCAAUCCCCCCAGAUGACAGCCAAAUCCUCUCAGCUGUUCCCCACAAAGAGUCCCAGGCAAAUCCUGACGAAGGGGGGGAAGCAUUUCCCGACAACACCUCCAGCUCAGGCUCUGACGCCGAGCUGGAAAUGGGCGAGGAAGAUGUUCUUGCAGAGGACGGCAAAGAAGAGACGAACAAGACUGAUGAGCAAACUUUGGGAUUGCCCCAGAGCAAAGGGUUCAGAGUUCAGGUUCUAAACUUGGCCUCCAGAUACAAAAACACUAUGGCCACAUCAUCUGGCACCCAACUGGUACCAGAGGAAACACAUAAGAAUCAGGGGACCCCCAUAUCCCGCCGCAAAGCCAUGGUGAACAGGGAGAAGAGGUUCACCUUCGUCUUGGCUGUGGUGAUGGGAGUGUUUGUGAUCUGCUGGUUUCCCUUCUUCUUGUCUUACUCUCUUAAGGCAGUGUGCCCUGAGACUUGUGCAAUCCCCAAACCUUUGUUUAAAUUCUUCUUUUGGAUUGGCUACUGCAAUUCUUGCCUCAACCCAGUCAUAUACACCAUCUUCAACAAUGAUUUCAGGAAGGCUUUCAAGAGGAUACUGUGCAGGGACACAAAGGGUACGUUCUUCUAGGAAUGAAAGUAUUAUUAUGUUUUGAACUGCGGGCGGACAGAAACAUAAUUUGAAGAUAAAAAAUGAUUUCUUUCUUGACCCUCUUCAGCACAGACAUAAACACAUGUACAUUAAGGAGGAAAUUGCAUCCAUUUUCUUUUCUCCUCAUUUGUCUGAAUGCUGUUAGCUGAGUCAGAGAAGCAGUGACAAAGUGGGAGAUUUCAGAAAGCCACAGUCAAGUGGCCAAAUCAAUUAUCUUUAAUGUUAUUUAAGAAUACACUGUAAUUGUAUAUUCAAUGACUGUGACGGAGAAUGAUCGGAUUAUAUUUUGAAACGGAAGUCAAGAGGAUACAGGGUCUGUGUUCACUAAUUUAAAGUACAAACAGAACUAUGAUGUUUGAUGGUGGAUGUGUUUUUGUGUGUGUGUGUAUGCAUGGGAGUGGAGGAGAGUUGCCUAAGGGUCUUACUGGAAGAGAACAAAUAUCACUAAGUGUCCUUUAUCUGAGAUAAAAUGGGCACUCAAAGAACACAAGAUCAGGAAAAAUGUGAGCAUCCUCCUCUCUGUGCCUCUUCCUCUCACUCUUUUCCUUCCUCAGUAUAGAGCUGUAACUUGGGAUGUGUAAAUUAUGACAGAUAGAGCUUUUAUACAUUUGUGUAUGCCUUAUUCUCUGUGAACUCAUUAAGGUUCUGAUAGCCAGAGGCUUAAACAGGAAAAACUAGAGUAAGAGAAGCGAAAAUCAGCAGAGGCUGUUUGAAAGAUGGGAACUACUUGGAGGCAGCACACGCUGAGCUGUUCACUUCCCCCCUUUAAUCUUUUCUCCUCUUUAAUGCUAUUCUUUUCCUCAGUUAAACUAAAAAUGACCCAGGUGGUCAAUGCAUGUGUUUCAGGAAAGCAGUUGCAGCUGAACGUGUAUUGUCAUUGCGAUUUUGAUUUAUUUGCAACAUUAAAUGAACACGAUGGACAGUAAGCUUCAUAUCCUAGUCAGCAUGCUCCCUGCCAAAGUAAUACAGACUGGAUCUGAACUCUGCGCUGACCCCAAAAGACGAGCAGAAUCCCUGAUGAAGACGCUCCUCCUCACUCUGGACUGAUCUGAUUUUGUGGGUGUGUGAAUACCGAGUGUGUGUGUGUGUGUGUGUGUGUGUGUGUGUGUGAGAGAGAGAGAGAGUGAGUUUGCAGCUGCAUGUUUUUCAAAAAUGCACUUCUUAUCUUUUCAAAGCCAAUAGAAAUUUGCUUGACCAUAGCAUCCAGUACUGUAUCCACUGGUGUUAGAAUCAGCUUUUGUACAGUGUAAGCUUAAACUUAAAACAGUAUUCUUGCAACUUGUUUUAAAGUCCAACUGAAAUUAAAUUGCAUGUUUUUUUCUGUAACAGCACACAUGUCUGCUCCGUUAAUUACACGUCUUGUGCUCAGUUUUACAGCCAUGCUAUCAGCUCUGCAAGGCUUGGAGCUGAUGCUAACAUUAGCAUGCUAACAUGCUACCGUGAUGAUGUUUUGCAGGAAUAAUGUUUCACUGUCAUAGUUUAGCGUUUUAGCGUGAUAAUAUUUGCCGAUCAGCACUAAACAUAAAGUGCAGCAGAGGCUAGUUUUCGGUAUUGGGUGAUAAAUUAUUUGACAAAUGAACAUUUUAACACCACUGCUUACAAAACAAUGUUUGUGGGCCACUGCUCUUGCUCAUUAUUGUCUCUUUCCCGCCACCCACCAGUAUGUCCCAUAUACUUUACGUCAAUAUGCUGCCAUGCAAAUAAAAAUAAUAAUAAAUAAAAAUUUCUAGUCUGUAGCAAAGUUACAAUUUGUAUAGCGCUUUUCACGAACUCAAAGUCGCUUUACAGAAUGAUAAAGAAACAUGACAAAAACAAACAAAAAAAACAAAACAGCUAUGGAUAGGCAGAGGAGAAGAGAUGGGUCUUAAUGCGAGACUGGAAAAUGGUAAGGGACUCAGAGUUGCGGAUCUCACGGGGGAGGGAGUUCCAGAGCCUGGGAGCUACCCUGGAAAAGGCUCUUUCCCCAAGACUGCUGAGCUUGGACUUGGGGACGUAGAGGAGACCAGCUGAAGUGGAUCUGAGGGACCGCGAAGGUUGGUAGGGGGAGAGGAGGACAGUGAGGUAUGAAGGGGCCAGGUGGUGAAUGGCUUUGUAGGUGAGGACCAGGAUUCUGUAUGUAAUCCGGUGAGAAAUGGGAAGCCAGUGUAGUUGUUUUAGGACUGGAGUGAUGUGGUCCCAGGAUUUGGAGCAGGUGAUGAGUCGUGCUGCUGAGUUCUGGACCAGUUGGAGUCUUUUUAUGUAGAUUGAGUUGAUACCAAGGAGUAGCGAGUUGCAGUAGUCCAGCCGUGAAGAGAUGAAGGCGUGAAUGAGUCUUUCAGCAGCAGAGGGUGUGAGUGAGGGUCUGAUUUUGGCAAUAUUUCGAAGGUGAAAGAAGGAGGUUUUAAUGACAUGACGGAUGUGGGGCUCAAGGGAGAGGGUUGAAUCAAAGAUCACACCGAGGUUAAAGGCCUGGGGAGAUGGGGAGACAAUGGUGCCAUCGAUGGUGAGAGUGGGGUUAUUGGCUUUGCUGAGAGUGGAUUUGGAGCCUAUGAGGAGGAAUUCUGUUUUAUUGCUGUUUAGUUUGAGGAAGUUGUGUUGCAUCCAGGUUUUAAUCGCUAACAGGAGUUGAUGUGGGAGAGGGGGGGGUUGUGGGGGGAUUUGGUGCCGAGGUAGAUCUGGGUGUCAUCAGUAUAACAGUGGAAGUUCAGGUUGAAGUGGCGGAGUAUCUGACCAAGGGGGAGGAUGUAGAUGAUGAAGAGAAGGGAGCCAAGUACGGAGCCUUGGGGAACGCCUUGGGUGAAGAGAGAUGAAGUGGGAUCUGUUGGAAAGGUAGGAACGGAGCCGGGUGAGUGCAGUACCUUCGAUACCAAGGUCUUGGAGUCUGGAGAGCAGGAUGUUAUGGCUCACAGUAUCGAAGGCUGCACUCAGGUCAAGAAGAAUAAGGAUGCUGAGGGAACCGGUGUCAGCAGAAGUGAGGAGGUCGUUGAAGACUUUGAGGAGAGCAGUUUCUGUGCUGUGGAGGGGGCGAAAACCAGAUUGGAAGGGUUCGGAUUGGUUAUUGGCAUGGAGAUGAGUUUGUAAUUGUGAGGCGACUAUACGUUCGAGGGUUUUAGACAGAAAGGGGAGGUUGGAUAUUGGGCGGUAGUUAUUAAGGGAAGCGGGGUCCAAACCAGGUUUUUUAAGGACUGGGGUGACAGCGGCAGUUUUGAAAGCAGAGGAGACAGUUCCAAGGGACAGUGAGGAGUUGAAGAGGUUAGUGAGGAAGGGGGAAAAGAAGGGGAGGCAUGACUUCAUGAGAGGAGUAGGGAGGGAGUCAAGUCAGCAGGUAGUGGGUUUGGAAGAGCUGAUGAGUUUAGAGAUUUCAGGGGUAGUGACCAGGUCAAACUGGGAGAAGAGGCAGUGUGGAGGAGGAGGUGGGAGGUCAGGCAUAGGGGGAAGAGGGUCCGUGGUUUGUUAUUAAUCAACGGCAUAAAUUUUCACAAAAAUGUGAACUAGGUGUAAAAGAUUCAUGCAGACCGCCUUGGUUAAUUCCACUUAUAUUUACUGAUUUCUCUGUAAAGUUUGGUCUUAACACACUCACCAUCUUUGCUGUUAAUCAAUCACGAACACAGAUCACUUUGACCAUUUUUUUUUACUGCAAAAACAAAAUGAAUUUUGUGAUUUCAGUUGGACUUUAAGUUUAAAAUAGUUAUCAAAGUACCAGUCAGUAUUGCCUUGUAUCUACUUGUAUCUUCUAUCUCUGCUCCUGUGUUGUUGUGUCCUAGUGCUAUGCUUUUAUUUUGAAAUCGCAUCAUAUUAAGGGUUGAAUAAAGGACAAAG